Molecule: messenger RNA, 1032 nt
Organism: Plasmodium fragile
Lineage: Eukaryota; Apicomplexa; Aconoidasida; Haemosporida; Plasmodiidae
Exons: 6
Coding region: 1-1032 (343 amino acids)
Source: RefSeq, a predicted model, not a curated record
AUGGGGAAUUUCCUCGGGUUAAAGGAAAAUAAAUACAAUAAAACCAACAUAAGCAUGUUUGAGAAGAGAUACGGAUAUAACCUGAACGAUCUGCACAGCUACGUCUACAAAAUCAACCUGCCGCUGAAGCCACGCUAUGUAGGCUAUGUGUUAGAGAAGAAGGGGAAACGGUCAAGUGAAGAAUCUCCCCAUACCGUGGCCCCAAGUGAGGAACCCCCCGAUGGAGAAGAUACCCCGAAAGUAAUCUCCCCCCCCGACUAUGAGGCCGACAGCAUGGGCGACGCCUCGGAAGGAACUCAACCUCCCCCAGUGGAUAUAUAUAACCGAUACGACAGAGACAGCCUGCACAAUUCAAAUAAUAUUUACCAAAAUAAAUUAAAAAUUAAUCAGAAGAAGGGGCAGGAGAACGACCAGCAAAAGUACCAAGACAUGUACGUGCACAUGUCAUAUGACAAAAACUACACGUACGAUGAACAUAAAAAUAAUAUUUACGCAGAGGACAGUAUUUAUAAUUAUGUCACGAAAAAAAAUCCCCAAUUAAUGCCACAAAAAAAUGGAGGCGUAAAGAAGACCUACGCAAACUUGUGUUUAAACUACUACAACAAUCUGGACACCUGUAUGAUUAAGAAGUAUCAGAAGAAUGUUCAAAACAGGAAAUAUAAAUUUACACGUUUGCACACUUGCAAGCCGCACUACAUUCUCUUCUCCCGCUGCAUAAAGUACCGAGACCGGAAGAUCAUGAACGAAAUAAAAAAAGUGGAGCUCAACUAUUACAACUCCCUGAACAGCGGCAGCAGAUCGCUUUACCUGAACGAGUUCACCACUAACUUGAGUUACCACGAGUACCUCAUUAGAAAAAUGCACGACGGAGUGGAAAAGAUAAAGAUCAAGAAAGAACUGAACGAACUACGGGAGAGAUACAACCACAUCGUAAAAUAUGCAGACGCAGGGGUUACGAACACAGCAAAGUUUGAAGCCCCCCAGGGGAAGACCUACAUAAGUCAGAAGAAGCACAUGCUGCUAAACAUAUAA